UUCUUCAUCACAAAGUCUCUUUCGUUCACACCUUUGCACAAACAUGAGUGGCUCAACUCACCUUGAUAAUCAAGAAAGCUCUAGUACAGGAGCUUCUGAUCAGAGGAAAUACAAGGGAGUUCGUCAGAGAAAAUGGGGAAAAUGGGUAUCGGAAAUUAGAGUUCCUGGUACUCAAGAACGGCUCUGGUUAGGUUCUUAUUCUACCCCAGAAGCAGCUGCGGUAGCUCAUGAUGUAGCUUCCUAUUGUUUAAGAGUACAACAGCAGUCGUCUUCGAUGGAUAGUCGUCUGAACUUUCCUUUAAUGUUGCCUGCAAGUUUACGAGCUGAUAUGUCACCUAAGUCCAUACAGAAAGCAGCUUCUGAUGCUGGCAUGGCAAUUGAUGCCCACAUGAUACUAAACAGGUCUCGAUCACCUGAUAGUGAAUCUAGAGGCAAUGAAGGUGGUUCUUCAGGUCAUGGGUCAUCGGAGACAGACGUAAAUAGGGAACAUACCAUGGGUAACUGUGGGAAUUGGGAGGGAACUCAACCCAAAGAUGGUGGAGAGACUUUAAGCAUCUCUGUUGAAGAUUAUUUAUAGUUUAAGCAUUACGCUUAUUUUCUUUAGCUUCUUCAAUCUCUUUUUCUCUGUGUAUAUACAUAGCAAAUGAUAAAGAAAUUGGAUAUCUUAUGCCAAUUUUUGCUAUUAGGUUAGUACUUUUGAGUGUAUGCCUGAUAGCAUAUGAGAUUAGUGGCUGAAAUAGAUAUUAUUUUCUCUUCAAAAAAAUGGAUAUUGAUCAUAUUUGGAUUGGGGAAUUCAAAAAUUUACAGAAUUUGAUAAAAUCAAUAGCAUUGAAAACCAUGGAUGUUAAGUCCAUGAAUUUGAGAU
Messenger RNA from Hevea brasiliensis (rubber tree), 865 nucleotides. Its product is annotated as ethylene-responsive transcription factor ERF020. Gene Ontology annotation, biological process: regulation of DNA-templated transcription. NCBI's taxonomy places the organism in Eukaryota, Viridiplantae, Streptophyta, Magnoliopsida, Malpighiales, Euphorbiaceae. Bases 44 to 577 code for a protein of 177 amino acids. Gene Ontology annotation, molecular function: DNA-binding transcription factor activity; DNA binding. The record is from RefSeq and is a predicted model, not a curated record. The transcript has a single exon.